ACGCGAGUCGCGAAACGAUUCAGUCUCCUCGAAACCACUCGACAAUAAAAGACAAGACGUGGAUAAACAACAAUAGCCGCGGCACGUUUGUUUUCUGCCGAUGUGCCGAUCGUUCGUGCGAAUUUCUUGAUGAUUCAUUAACGAUCGGGCCUUCGAGCGAGGUCGUGUUAAAGUUUGUGUAACGUUGCAGCUGCCAACUCGUUCUCUUCGGGUGACCGUUUAAUUGAAUCGACAUGGAGCAAAAUGGUGUAUCGAUGAUAUCUUCACCGAAUGAUAAUUCUGGAAAAUCUAAGAGCAUCGGUAUCACCCUAAGAUCUAGCAGCUUACAAUCGGCUAAGGAAAAGUUGAAGGCACCCUGGUUGAAGAAGGUGGAGGAAGGCAGCACGUUAUGGGACAAGUUGCUGGCCGUUCUGGCAGAAUUAAUCGGAACGGCACUCCUGGUCUUUCUGGGAUGCACAGCAUGCGUGGGCAGUUUAGGUACGACGCCGACACCUUUACAAAUCGGCCUCGCUUUCGGUUUUGCUGUCAUGAUCGCAGUACAGUGUUUUGGCCAUAUCAGCGGCGCUCAUGUUAAUCCAGCUAUUACAGCCGCUACUGUAAUUCUCGGCAAUACGUCUCUCCUGAUGGCCGGAUUCUACAUCAUUGCACAAUGUUUGGGUAGCCUGAUAGGUUACGGUUUAUUAAAGAUGACAACGCCGCAAGAUUUAUUAUACUCAAAGCCAAACGAAUCCUUCUGUGUGACGAGAAUUGAUUCACACUUACAUCCCGCUCAUGGAGUCGCAGUCGAAGCUUUAGCCACGGGGGUAUUUGUCUUCUUCGCCUGCGCAGUUUGGGAUUCGCGAAACGCGAAAAACACCGAGACGAUAGCGAUAAAAUUCGGCUUCUGCAUCACCAUGCUUGCUUUGGCUUUUGCCCCUUACACUGGCUGUAGUCUCAACCCCGCCAGAUCAUUCGGACCAGCGGUCUGGAAUAAUGACUUUGAAAAUCAUUGGGUAUACUGGCUGGGACCGAUCGGAGGCGCCAUAAUCUCGGCCCUGAUCUAUCGAUGCUUAUUCAUGCCCAAGACGAAAAAUCAGGAUGAUGCCAUGCAUGACAUGGAAACUUUCAACGGCAUCGAGACGUAAAUGGAAUCACACCGAACGAAAUUGUAUUCCGGCUGUCGGUGAUUCACAAAUUGAACGAGAAAUCCUGAAUCGCGCUGGUAUUUUCCUCCUCGGUUGAAAAAGAGGACGUUGCAAAAGUUGCGGCGGAAACUCUUGCGGGCACGAUAGAAGCGGAUCGGACAGGCUUCGAACUUUACGGAUUUUUGCUUUCAGGAUACUCGUUGGAAACAUCUCACUCGAAAAUCUUGUAACCCAAAGGAUCAAAAAUACGCGACUUCUUCGUUGUAGAUUGUAAUCUGACGAAUUAUUUUUGUACAGAAAUAUUCGAUGUAAUAAGGCGCUUUGACGUUUCGCAUUUGCUUUUAUGCAAUAGAUAUAGAAUUUUCGGUGCAUUUUUGUCAUCACAUUAUUUGUUAUUUAUAUGAUUCAUAGCAUCGUGGCCGAGCGAAACAUGGAAAUGCAUUUUAAACAUGAAAUGCAAAAUAUAAAUGAUAAAUUGUGUAUUCUAAAAAUGUUAUUUCAGAAUGAAAAAAAAUACAGAUCGAGUACACACGUACUACUAUAAAUGAGCGAAUUUUUGUAGAAUUUUUCUCAAGAAUAAAUAACUAGCGUUAUGUAUUGAAUAUUUACGCCUGUAGCAUUCGUUUGACAUACCGCUCGGCCAUGACGCAUAUAUGAAUAUUUAUAUCCUUUUGCUAUGUAGUUUUUACAUCUCCAGCACUUUUGAAGAUAAUCGCUCUAUGUCGUUGUAAACAUAUAGCGAAGCACCGUAAUGGCGUGUGAUUUCGUCUUGCCUAGUGGCAUAUAAUUUAAGAUACUAAUUCUCUCGCACUCCCGUUCCUCUCUUUUUUUUUUGUUUUUGUUCGUGGCAAGCUCUCUCGCAUGCAUUACGCCACAGCGGCCGCUUCGCCGCGCUUUUUAUUAAUUAUUAGCGAAUUUAUGGGUUGUAUGCAGACCCGGUUCGCUCGCUCCGCAAUUCCACCAAAUUCGCCGCCAUUAUAUCGUACACGUACGCGAUGCAGCUCGUUAAGGCCGACAUCUCUUAUCCCUGCUGCGACGAAAUUCGAAAUAACGGAAUUAGUCUCGGCGAAUUCGGGAAAUUGCCUCCAUCGCCGUCGGUCGCGCCAAAGUUUUAAUUGUAUAUUCGAUCUACAUGUCUGUGCGUGCGUGCGUGUCUAUGUAUGUAUGUGGGUGUGUGUGUGUGUAUGUGCGUAUGUAUAACCGCGAUUGCAAUUACGUUCUGCAACUUAAUGUAUAUGUAAAUACAAGAUACACGUCCGGACCUCCUCGUUUCAUAUAUAUAUAUAUCCCUUCUUCUGUAGAUAACAAUAAGAUAACUUUAAGAGCGAAAUCGCAUAGUAGAUUUCCUGGAAUUUCGCAAGCCUUAAGGCCUUAUAUUUUGCGCGCGAACGAUCGGCGAAGGAUAAGAUCGAAUUCCGAAUUACAUUAUUGCAAUGUGUAUUUAUGUAAGUAAUUUUCAAUUGUAAUAAUAAAAUGUGGCUUCAAAUAAAUUCUACGUGUUUUGACGAA
Molecule: messenger RNA, 2633 nt
Organism: Camponotus floridanus (Florida carpenter ant)
Lineage: Eukaryota; Metazoa; Arthropoda; Insecta; Hymenoptera; Formicidae
Product: aquaporin AQPcic
Exons: 6
Coding region: 234-1124 (296 amino acids)
Biological process (GO): transmembrane transport
Cellular component (GO): plasma membrane
Molecular function (GO): water channel activity
Source: RefSeq, a predicted model, not a curated record